Messenger RNA from Boleophthalmus pectinirostris (great blue-spotted mudskipper), 2398 nucleotides. RefSeq lists its product as uncharacterized. NCBI's taxonomy places the organism in Eukaryota, Metazoa, Chordata, Actinopteri, Gobiiformes, Gobiidae. The record is from RefSeq and is a predicted model, not a curated record. The transcript is spliced from 2 exons. The coding region runs from base 277 to 954 and encodes 225 amino acids.
GGGAUAUUAAUUUCAGGAUUUGAUUAAUUAUUUUUGAUUAAGUUAUCAUUUAAUCACUCUUGUUAUUAGUAUUAUUAUUUAUUUAUUUUUAUUUUUUUGUAUUAGUAAGUUGUAUUUACGUUCCCACUCCUGAUCAGUUGGUGGCGGUAAAACACAAACUCCACACGAAGAAGAAGAUGUUAGCUCUGCCUCGGGCUAAAGCUAAAAACACUCUGAUAAACUCUUGAAUAAACAGAAACAAACAGUGAAAAACCGGUUAAUAAACAGUGUGAGAAAAUGUGGAAGAGCCGCAGACUGAGGGUUUUGGUGCAGGAGCGGCUCUGCGCGGCCGCGGAGGAGAUUUUCGCGCUGUUUGAAGCGACGAUAGCGGAAUAUGAAGAGGAAGUGCGCCGCUCCAAGAACCAGGACCAGAACCAGGACCAGGACCAGAGGACCCGGGACAUCCUGGACUCUGCUCUGAGCCUGUCCAUAAGUCCUGGACCCGGGCUGGACCAGGACACUGCGCGGGUUAAAGAAGAUCCAGAAGAGCCGGAGGUGGAGGAGCCGGAGCUGGAGGAGCCGAGAGUGAAACAGGAGGAUCACAGAGUCUCAGUGCAGAUCUCCAUGGGCGUCUCAGAGUCCAGUGCCGCCUUUGUGAAGACCGAAGAGUCUCCGCUGCUUCAACAGAGACAAACUGAGCCCAGCGAGGACACACAGGGAGAGGACGUCAGGGCAGAGCUUCAUUCACCCUCAGAGCAUCUCAGAACCUUUAACAUGGACUAUGACGAAGACUGGACCGCUCCACUCAGAUGUUCAGCUCCACAGAUGAAGACAGAGGCUGAUGGAGACUUCCACGACCUCCACAACCUCCACCACCUCCACCAACCAACCCCAGAUCAGAGCCGGAAGGAGCACUGCACAAACCUCACAUCCACCCCCCAGAUACCAGCCUGCACCAGAGACCAGAACCACUGAGAACUCUGGAGACACUUCAGGAGACACUUCAGGAGACACGGCAGGAAACGCUUCAGGAGACAUGUUAGGAGACACGUUAGGAGACACGUUAGGAGACAUGUUAGGAGACACUUCAGGAGCGGCCGAAGGAGCUGAGGCCAAGAAAAACGAGUGCCCUGUGUGUAAGAAGAGGUUUGGGUCUGUGUGGUUUUUACGGAGACACUUCAGAGUUCACACGGGAGAGAGACCAUUCGGCUGUUCAAAGUGUAAGAAAACAUUUUCUCAGAAGUAUAAUCUGCACGUGCACCUCAGGGUGCACACGGGAGAAAAACCUUACAGGUGCUCGAUCUGUUCGCAGAGGUUUGCUCAAAAAGCUGCGCUGAUUAAACACAGACAGAAACACACCUGGGAAAACUCCUACAGCUGUUCAUAGACUGAUCUGAACAAACGUGAGAACAAACAAAGGCUAGGAGCUUUCAGCUGCUGCAUCUGUUAUGAAGGGUUUAUAAAGGCUCUGCAACUGUUUUUAAGCAUUUAUAAAUGGUGUACAUCUGUUAUAACGUGUUUAUAAAGGGUGUACAUCUGUUUAUAAAUGGUUUAUAAAGGAUGUACGUCUGUUAUAAAGGGUUUGCCCAAGAGUAAUUUAAAAAAAAAACACACACGACCGCUCAAAAGUGUGACUGAAGGAUUAUUGGUUGUGUUCAUGAGAUGUUUUAAAGCUGCACUUUUAACUUUUCUGGUGGAGGGUCUGUCACCUGCUUGUUUCUAUGGAUACAUCACUGCUCUGCCUGGAAUGUUCCACAGUGUGACAUUAAUUAAACAGCUCUACUUUACAUUUAUUCCAUUACAGGUGGAUUAAGAGCUCAAAAAUACCUAGAAAAACAAACAUUCUAACUGUGAGCGGGGUCACCUCUCCACAGAUCUGACCUGGAACUUGGUAGAGGUCUCCACGAAUAUAGAAAGGAAAAGCGUUUGAUGGACUCUCCACCACAAAAGUGACACAAUGCAGCUUUUAAAGAGCCUAGAAUUAUGUGUUGGAGUUUGUAGAAGUUUGAAGCUGCUGUCUGAACCAAAGUGUUGAAGAUUCUGCUGCUGCGCUCCACCUCUGUGUAACUCACAAGUGUCAAAUCACUUCGGACUAUUUAUAUUUAUUAUAAAGAGUUAAAUUUGCUUUUAGUUAUUUUCAAAACUUCUGAAGUGUGUGCUCAGGUUCCACAUGCAGUGUUAUAAAGAUGUAACUGAAUGAAACGUUUGUGAUUGUUUAAAAUGAUAUAAAAUGCAUUUGUAUCACAGUGCAGGCGGCAGGUGCGAGGCAGGUGAGGCUUGCUCUUUGCCCUAGAAUGUGUUAAAGUUGAAGUAGAUCUCUGUAAGAACAUCUUGCUUAUUAAAACUGUAGAAAAACACGCGUUUGUGGACGAUAUAUUUAGAGGUUUUGCUUUGAAUAAAAAUGUUUUGUGAGUGUAAA